Messenger RNA from Aspergillus steynii IBT 23096, 813 nucleotides. RefSeq lists its product as uncharacterized. The coding region runs from base 252 to 686 and encodes 144 amino acids. NCBI's taxonomy places the organism in Eukaryota, Fungi, Ascomycota, Eurotiomycetes, Eurotiales, Aspergillaceae. The transcript has 2 exons. The record is from RefSeq and is a predicted model, not a curated record.
CUCCCUAUACUGCCCUCUUGGUCUCUAUCCUCCAUCUCGUCUCAUCUCUCACCACUCGAAGACCUCCCUCUACCAGCCACCUCUACCCUACCUCCACCCUCAUCGUCAAUAUCAAACCUCAACAUCACUAUCACCAUCCCCAACAGCCAUCCCAAACAAUCCAAACUAAACCAAACCAACCCAAGUCCAAAACAAACCCCUCGAACCCCUCCCCUCACAAAGAAAGAAACAAACCCACCCAAGGAACCAACAUGGUCUUCAAACGCGAAAUCGCAUCCACCAACCUGCCCGACAACAUCCCCCCGUACACGCCCAUGUCGUCGCUCGGCCACGAACUCGGCAUUUUGUUCGGGUUCCUGGUCGCUUGCUUUGUCGUGAUGGCGGUGUAUAUUGUUCUCUGGCGGGUAAUCGAGCGCCGCGAAGAACAGCGCGAAAAGAUCCGCCGGGAGGAACUAACGGCUAAAGGGAUCCAUCACGGGCGAGGCGGCGUGCACGAGAAGAUGAUGGAUCGGGAGCGCAUCGCGCCGUUCGAGAGGGCCGAGUUGCCGGGGUACUUUGGCGGCGUGGCCGUGGCGCCGGGUGUGAUGACGGGGGCCGGAGGGAGCAGUAGUCGGGGUCCUGCGAGUGCGAGCUUGAGGUGGGAGAGGGAGAUGGAGAUGGAGAAUUUGAGGAAGGGGUCUCGAUGAGAGGGGUUUGUUUUCUGUCUUGGUUUAUGGAGUUAAGGGGGCUUAGUUAUCUUCUUCUUAUGAUUAUGACUAUGAGCAUAUGCUAUGUGAAUGGCUGGAUGAAGGCAAAUGACAUUGUAUGAACGUU